Molecule: messenger RNA, 2764 nt
Organism: Nycticebus coucang (slow loris)
Lineage: Eukaryota; Metazoa; Chordata; Mammalia; Primates; Lorisidae
Gene: IFIT2
Product: interferon induced protein with tetratricopeptide repeats 2
Exons: 2
Coding region: 142-1473 (443 amino acids)
Biological process (GO): defense response to virus
Cellular component (GO): cytosol
Molecular function (GO): protein binding
Source: RefSeq, a predicted model, not a curated record
CUACAGGGAAACAAAUAAAAAGGAAACCAGAAGCUGCUUGUUAAGUCUCCUUAGCAUUUACCCGGAGCAGAGGAGGAAGAUUUCUGAAGACAGGCAGCCUGAACCGGGCUCUUCAGAGCAGCUGAGAAUUGCACGGCAAACAUGAGUGAGAUCACUAAGAAUUUCUUAGAAAGCAGCCUACAGCAACUGAAAUGCCAUUUCACCUGGAACAUGUUAGAGGGAGAAAACUCCCUGGAUGAUUUUGAGGACAAAGUGUUUCACCGGACUGAGUUUCAGAACAGUGAAUUCAAAGCGACAUUGUGCAACAUACAGGCCUACGUAAAGCACUGCAGAGGCCAGAACGAAGCAGCCCUGGAAUGCUUAUGGCGAGCUGAAGACUUCAUCCAGCGAGAGCACGCUGGCCAGGCAGAAAUCAGAAGCCUGGUGACCUGGGGAAACUAUGCCUGGGUCUACUAUCACAUGGACCGACUCUCAGAAGCUCAGAUGUAUGUAGAGAAGGUGAAGCGUGUCUGUGAAAAGUUUUCCAGUCCCUAUAGAAUUGAGAGUCCUGAGCUUGACUGUGACGAAGGGUGGACACGGCUAAAGUGUGGAGGAAAGCAAAACGAAAGGGCAAAGAUGUGUUUCGAGAAGGCUCUGGAAAAGAACCCAAAGAACCCAGAAUUCACCUCUGGACUGGCAAUCGUGAACUUCCGUCUAGAUAACCGGCCGCCCUCUCAGAACUCCAUUGACCCUCUAAGGCAAGCCAUUCAGCUGAAUCCUGAUAACCAGUAUGUCAAAGUCCUGCUGGCUCUGAAACUUCACCAGAUGAAUGAAGAAGAUGAAGGAGAGAGGUUAGUUGAAGAAGCCUUGGCAAAAGCCCCAAGGGCAACAGAUGUACUUCGCAGUGCAGCAAAGCUUUAUCGAAGAAAAAAUGACCCAGACAGAGCAAUCGAACUGCUCAGAGAGGCUUUAGAAUACAUGCCAGGCAAUGCCUAUCUGCAUUGCCACAUUGGGUGCUGCUAUAGGGCAAAAGUCCUUGAAAUAAUAAAAGAAAGAGAGUACAAAAUGUGUGGGAAAAGAGAAAAGUUGCUGGAACUAGUAGGACAAGCUGUGGCUCAUUUGAAAAUAGCUGAUGAGACCAACGAAAAUCUCUUUCAUGUCUGUUCCUUUCUUGCCAGCCUCCACGCUAUAGCAGAUCAGUAUGAAGAGGCAGAGUAUUACUUCCAGAAAGAAUUCAGCAAAGAGCUUACUCCUGUUGCGAAACAAGUUCUCCAUUUGCAGUAUGGCAACUUUCAGCUGUAUCAACUGAGGUGUGAAGACAAGGCCAUCCACCACUUUAUAGAAGGUGUAAAAAUAAACCAGCAAUCAAAAGAGAAAGAAAAGAUAAAAAACAAACUCCAAAAAAUUGCCAAAAUGAAGCUUUCCAAGAACAAAGCUGAUUCUAAGGCUUUGCAUAUCCUGGCAGUCCUUCAGGAGCUGAAUGAAAAAAUGUAGCCACUAAAUGAAGACUCAGAGGGAUUUGGACUCUGGAACCGUUAGACUUUCAGCAUCUUCAGCUGAGCCAGGGAAUGAGGAAUAGAGAUAUAAUGCCCAUAGGGUUACUGCUGAAAGGGAGCUGAAACUCCUCCACCAAAUCAGUAUUCCAAAUAUUUAACUGGUGAUAUGUCCUAUGCAUAGAUUAAGACACUGACAAUAGCCCUAGAUCAAGGUUAUGGGAGAACCCUGCUGUGCCAUGUAUUAACAUCUGAGUUGCUGGAUCAUGGGAAAAUCCAGAGAGUUCUGGGAAAGGGACCAGAUUGCAGGGUAGGUCCAGGGGAUUGGUGAUGGGGUUAUUUCCCAGUUGAUCUCCUGAGGGCAGUUUGCACUGUAACAUUCCCUUAUCAUCAUGGUGGAGUGAUGCCAUGGGCUUGUGUUUAUAUAAACCAGCCGGAUCCUUCGCAUGUAAUACUGAGGUCCACUUUUGUAUAGUUUUCCAUCCUUGGAGUCAUUUAGAUCCCAUAGAGGUUGGUCCCACACAGACACAAUUUUCACCUUUUUAGCCACAAUUAAGAAGUUUUUUUUAGGGCGGCGCCUGUGGCUCAAAGGAGUAGGGCGCUGGUCCCAUAUGCCAGAGGUGGUGGGUUCAAACCCAGCCCUGGCCAAAACUGCAAAAAAAAAAAAAAAAAAAAAUAUAUAUAUAUAUAUAUGAGAAAAAAAAGAAAUUUUUUUUAUAAGAUGGAGACUUGCUUAGUUCAAAAGGCUUCAGAUGGUAGGAAACCGACAGAAUGGGAGAAUAUCUUGGUGAUGAAAGGCCUAGUGAAAGGUUGUAAGAAAUGCCAUUGACCGUGGGAGGUGGGUUUUUCCUCCCAUUGGAAAUAUGCAGUAGGUCAUAUAAAUACUCCCUUCAACUCUGAAAUCUUCAGGGAAACCACAUUUGUGGUAUCCUUGGGACAAUAGGGUUUUCUAAGUAGAUACUGAAUGCCUAAAUAUCAAGGUUGGUUGAACCAAAAUAGUCAGCUGACCCAGCAUGAGACCUUCAGCUGUGCUCUGGGCUGGAGAAUGUUUGCCUGUUGAAACUACUUUAAAUAUAAGUGCAUAUCAACCUUCUUUUAUUAAGCAAUUCAAACAUAAAAGUUUUUUUUAAUUAAAAAUUCUAAUUAGUGUAACAAUGAUUUUCAUGUUAUUUUUGUAUUAAAAUAUUAUGUGCAUUUGAGACCAUCUGUAUUAAAACACUAUGUGCAUUUGAGACCAUGCUUUGAAGUUCUGAAAAAGUCAUAUAUUUCACUAAUAAAUAACUUAGAUGUGA